AUGUUGAACCCCCACAAUGAGAAGCGGCCGUCGUCCCCAGAUUUCCACAAAGAAUAUGCCUGGGAUCGUAAAGACAACGUUGACGGUGUAGGUGACAAACGAGAUGAGGUACGAGUUUGCUACUCCGGCAUGCACAAAGAAGUUGACUCCGUAGUAGAAGAUGAAGUUGAUUCCGGAACAUUGUUGAAGAGCCUGCAAAACCAUUCCGAUCAUCAUUCUGCGCAGCUGGUUAGCUCUGCUUGGAGAACUGCGGAAACAGUCGAGAAUGCUUGUUUUUCCAAAACUCAUUUCAUAGUCGUGACUGGCCUUGAUUUCUAUCAGCUCUUCGAUGAGCGACUUGUCGUUGAUUUCUAA
Messenger RNA from Ogataea philodendri, 354 nucleotides. RefSeq lists its product as uncharacterized. The coding region runs from base 1 to 354 and encodes 117 amino acids. NCBI's taxonomy places the organism in Eukaryota, Fungi, Ascomycota, Pichiomycetes, Pichiales, Pichiaceae. The transcript has 2 exons. The record is from RefSeq and is a predicted model, not a curated record.